Messenger RNA from Neurospora tetraspora, 2235 nucleotides. RefSeq lists its product as uncharacterized. Gene Ontology annotation, biological process: SCF-dependent proteasomal ubiquitin-dependent protein catabolic process. The record is from RefSeq and is a predicted model, not a curated record. Gene Ontology annotation, cellular component: SCF ubiquitin ligase complex. Gene Ontology annotation, molecular function: protein binding. NCBI's taxonomy places the organism in Eukaryota, Fungi, Ascomycota, Sordariomycetes, Sordariales, Sordariaceae. The coding region runs from base 1 to 2235 and encodes 744 amino acids. The transcript is spliced from 2 exons.
AUGGAUUCACAACUAAGCAGGCCGUCAACGCCCAGGUCGGCCAGCAAUGGCGCACUUGAGAAUGGAGAAGGGAUAAGGGGAAAGAGCAAAGGACGCCAAAAGCUGCUCCGAGGUCUCCAACGUAUCUCAUCAUCACCGGCCUUGGCUCCCUUUCAACGCCAAAGGUCAUCGAGCAGUCCUUACCACGGCCAUACCAGUCUGUCAUGCGUUAGUCUGGCCACGCCCAAUGCGCCAUCUCCGUUUGGUCAGGCCAGCAUUAGCUCUUCCUACUUCUCCCACGGAGCGUCCUCAGCUUCUUCCAGCGUUCCUUCUACGGCUCCGACCACCCCAGGACUCGACACGCCCGGUUGCGAUGUUUCGGAUCCUAUGCUGGCGGUCCGCAAAGUCGGCCAUCCCAUCCACAUGACGACUUCGAUCGUCUUACCUCAUCAUAAGAAAAGGUUGACGGCAUUCAACCUUUGGGCCAACAUGCCGCAUGAAAUCAGAAUCCAUGUCCUCUCAUUUCUCAGCCCCAAGGAGCUGGUCCGCGCAUCGCGUGUCAGCAAGGAGUUCUACGACAUGUGCUAUGACGGGCAGCUUUGGACCAGAUGUGACGCUUCCGAAUUCUAUCAACAGAUCCCGGCUGAGGCGUUAGCCCAAAUCAUCGUUUCAGCGGGCUCGUUCAUUAGGGAUCUCAAUCUUCGAGGAUGUGUGCAGUUGGAACACCACAGACGCGCAGAGAUGGUGGUGAAAGCUUCUCGGAAUCUCGUCAACGCUACCCUGGAAGGUUGCCGAAACCUACAACGGCAGACACUACACGAUUUGAUCAAGAGGAACAACAGACUUGUCAAUCUCAACCUUACCGGCCUGCCAGCCGUCUGCAACACAACACUCAGACUCAUUGCCGAGUCCUGCCCGCAGUUGGAGAUGCUGAACGUCUCCUGGUGCAAACACAUGGAUGCUAAGGCCAUCCAAACCGUGGUAGAAGGAUGCCCAAAGCUCAAAGACCUGCGAGUCGGUGAGGUCAAGGGAUUCAAGGACCUGGAAGUCGCAAAAUCCAUCUUCACGACCAACAACCUUGAACGCCUCGUCCUGGCAGGGUGCGAAGACCUGAGUGACGCUGCCCUACAAGUCAUGAUGCACGGGGUGGAUCCCGAAAUCGACGUUCUCACAAACACCCCCAUGGUGCCACCUCGGAAACUUCGUCACCUCGAUCUUUCCCGAUGCAAUCGACUCACCAGCCAGGGUGUCCAAGCCCUAGGCCACCUGGUUCCAGAGCUCGAAGGUCUAAUCCUCUCCGGCAUCACGACCCUGACCGACUCUGCAUUGGAACCGAUCCUGGCGUCUACUCCCCGCCUCACUCAUCUCGAACUGGAAGACCUCGAGGAGCUGACCAACUCUCUCCUGUCCGAACAUCUAGCCAAAGCGCCCUGCGCGAGCAAGCUCGAACACCUCAGCAUCGGCUACUGCGGCAAACUAGGGGACACGGGCAUGCUACCCGUCUUCCGUGCUUGUACAUCGCUGUGCAGCGUAAUCAUGGAUAACACGCGUAUCAGCGAUCUGGUCCUGGCCGAAGCAGCCUCCAUGGUCCGUCAGCGCGCGAUGGAUGCCAAGCGUCAAGCCAUCUCUCUCAACGCUCAGCAGCAGCAGCCCUCAGGCUUGCCAAAAGUCACUCUACACUUAACCGUCUACGACUGCGGCAACGUCACCUGGACCGGAAUCCGGGAAGUCCUUAGCCGAAACACCGAACCCAUGAAGAUUUCGGUUCCCACCACCACCACCCUCCCUACCACCACCACCGACUCGCAACCAUCAUCACCCUCAUCAUCCGACCUCACAACCUCCAUCUUCGACACCGACAACAAAUUCGUCACCACCACCACCACCGUCACCCCCAUCAACCCCCCUCCCACCACAACCACAACCACAACCACAACCAUCACCACCCAGAACCUCCCCCCCACAGAAACCAUCGCCCUAAAAUGCUACUACGGCUGGCAACAGACCGUAGACGAGCACACCAAGCGCGUCCUCCGCGGUUCCUUCCCCUCCGCUCGUCGUCUCGAAGCCAAGUGGGCGCAGUACAUGCAAGCCGAGGAAGAGGAGCGAGCAGGCGGGGACGGUGCGGGCCGCAGACGGAGGAGGAGGAGAGCGAGGGAGGCGGCGAUGGUGCAUGCUGAUGAGGAGGGGUUGGGUGGUCAGCUGGGUGAGGAUGGUGAGGAUGGUGAGGGUAUAGGUUUGGGCAUGCAUGGUUGA